Sardina pilchardus (European sardine) is the source of this 1389-nucleotide messenger RNA. RefSeq names its product CD37 molecule (gene cd37). The coding region runs from base 151 to 909 and encodes 252 amino acids. The transcript is spliced from 9 exons. NCBI's taxonomy places the organism in Eukaryota, Metazoa, Chordata, Actinopteri, Clupeiformes, Clupeidae. The record is from RefSeq and is a predicted model, not a curated record. Gene Ontology annotation, cellular component: plasma membrane.
CGUUUCCCCGUUUGAAGGAUACAAAAUGAGUGUAUGUACUCUGACAGGAUGUCAGAUGUCGAGUUUAUUUGCAUGUGCCCCCAUGUUUUGGAGUGCCUUAUCACAUAGUGAUCAUUUCAGACACUGGAAGCACUGAGACCGAUUUCAGACAUGGUGUCCGAAUGCUGCCUUGGUGUCACCAAGUAUUUUGUUUUCCUGUUCAACCUCAUUUUCUUUUUCUUAGGAGCCCUCAUGCUGUCUUUGGGGGUGUGGAUCACCUGUGCUGAGUCCAGCUUCUUCUUGGAGCCCCCAACCUUCAUAUCCAUGUCCCUCCUCUCGUACUUCCUGCUCAUUGGAGGCUCUCUGACCGUGACCCUGGGUUUUCUGGGCUGCCUUGGGGCCAUCCAGGAGGCCAAAUGGCUGUUGGGCUUGUACUUCAUGCUACUCACCAUCCUCCUGGCUGCGCAGAGCGUUGGCGGAGUCCUCUUCAUCACACAGAGGAGCAUAUUUGAGAGCAGCCUGAUGGGCCACAUGUCCAUGCUCAUUAAUAUGUAUGGGAGGAAUGAUUCACAUCUGCAGCACUUUGAGAGGACGCUGGACUACAUUCAACAACAGGCAGAGUGCUGUGGCUGGGAGUAUCAAACUGAAUGGGUCGGGGAGGCUCCCUGCUCCUGCUACUACUACAAUGGCACACAGCUCGCCUCCAACUCAAGCAUCUCUUCAUCAUGUGUCUGCUCCCCCACAGACACCGCUCAGUGUGUCAAGUAUAAGCAGGGCUGUAAGAGACAGCUGCAGAGGUGGAUGGAUGACCAUAUGCUCAUCAUCAUGGUGGUACUGUUUGCGCUGAUUGGAGUGGAGAUCUCUGGUAUGAUCCUUUCGAUGUGUCUGUAUAAAUCACACAGCAAGAAUGAUCUGUUCGUGAGCUACUAAAUCAGAGGGAAGCGAAGGAGAAAGGAUCAGUGACAGCAGCAACAGCCCCCAUGUUCUCAUCUAUACGAAGCACUUGCAUACGUCUCAGUAUUUGUUACAUUGUUAUGGUUAUUUUCCAUUUGCUAUAGUUUAUUGCCAUUGCUGAUUUGUUAGAAAUAUCUUUUGAAUUUGUUUGAAUAUGUUUUGUCUGUUAAUGAUGCCUGUUGAACAUCUUCCUGUAUAAGUAUGGCCUUGAUGUAGAUUGAUGUAAAAUUUUUCACACAUGAGUUUUAAAAAAUCUGCCCCCGCUACACGUGGUGACUGCUCACUGUUUGUUGGUGCAUGAAGAACACGUUGCACUGAGAAAGUCCCGGUUCCUGUUUGGUUUGGCCCUGCUGUCUUUUGAACAGGAAGCAACCCCCGGGCCCAGGGUGGGACGGUCUUAUGUUUCACCAUUGUUGCAAACUCACAAUAAAUGACCUCUUUUCUGUUCAGAUGAAA